Molecule: messenger RNA, 3854 nt
Organism: Fusarium verticillioides 7600
Lineage: Eukaryota; Fungi; Ascomycota; Sordariomycetes; Hypocreales; Nectriaceae
Product: DNA polymerase epsilon subunit 1
Exons: 2
Coding region: 139-2757 (872 amino acids)
Biological process (GO): regulation of transcription by RNA polymerase II
Cellular component (GO): nucleus
Source: RefSeq, a predicted model, not a curated record
GACCAAAGGAAGGCCCCAGUUCCCGCCGGAUGUUUUGCAUUUUCUCCAUUCCUUGUUCGACCCCUCAAAGUCUGCUUUGUCCGUGUUUUUCCUCAAUUGCAGCCUCACAAAGCCAUUGUGAGUUAAUCAACUCACACAAUGAACAACCUCAGGCGCAAGGACCAUCGCGGGGCCGUUAACUUCAACGGUCCCGGCCAUUACCACGGCCCCACAGUCCGGCAUCGGACCGUUCAAGCAGUAUCGACGCCUCCCACGACGCCGGCUUCAAUUGCUUUGUCGAUGUCAAAGACUACUGUCUCUCCCGAUCUCAUGUCUUUUGAUUUCUGCCGGCAGCCAAUUCAAUCGAUUCAUUCCGACUUCAAUAUUGACUGCUAUCGGUCUGCAUCACCAGCCAAGUUGGAGCUGGGCCUGGAGCCUUGUACCAAUUGGUCUGGUGAAAUCGAUAUGCGAGAGAUGAGUACGAUUUCUGCCAUCAGUGCCGAUACUUCUUCUACUGGUUCCAUUUUCUCCUCUGUUCCGACCGAAUUCAGUGAUGCAAUGACCGUCCGUAACGGUAGAGGUCGCUCAAGAGGUCCGAGUCCACUAAGUCGAGGUGGGCGAACUAACAGCAUUGAUAACUCGACGCCUUCUUUCGUCUGCCUUGGCCCUCAGUGCCAACGAGCUUUCUCGUCUGACAAGGACCUCAAAUCCCACGUCAAAUCUUGUCAUACUUAUCUGUGUAACUGGGCUGGCUGUGACCAGUCGAGCUUUUCCACCAGGGACGGACUUAUCUACCAUGUCAAAGUCAAACAUCUUGUCAUUUGUCCAUCACCCGGUUGCACAGAGACGACAUUCCAGAACAUUCGCCUUCUUCAGUCCCACAUAGCCAUGGCUCACCCCGAGGAUGGCAGAGAUGAUGCAAAGGAAUGGGAGCUUCCAGCAAAGAUGAUAGCUAGCAUGGCGACGGGCAACAGGUCCUCGUCAAAUGAAAAGCCCACGACUGCUCUUGCGUCUCUCAAAAGGAAGAACAGAGAUCAUGGCACAGAUUUGUCUAUGGAUAUGGUUAAGACGAAGCGUCAAUGUCAAGAUCGCCUACAGGUCCUCGUGGAGAAGCGAGCGAGGAAGAAUGCCGAAAGUCCAACAGACCUGAUCAGAGGGCGAGCCUCACGGUGUAUAGAAGUAACGAGCUUUCCUCUUGUCUUCGAACACGCCAUUCUUCCAUUUCUUUCCCAAUAUCUGCCUAUCUGGGUUGGGCCCCGUCACGUAGUCACUGUCACUCGAGGCAAAUCCCCACAGAUUCGGCGAAUUUGUAUCAUGGCCCCAAAAACUAUUUCUCGUGCUCGAAAGAUCAUCAUUGUUAGCCACGUUCAAGAUCUUAUUCCCAGCAACUUUUCCAAGCUAGUCACGUUUGCUUUUACGCAGGGGGAGAUUAAUCGUACCGUUACCUGGGCUCGUGGCCUAGGCAAAGAUCAUAAGGACGAUAUUUGCGCCCCGAGAAACCCCUACUUCUUUCGCUAUCCUUGCAUGGGUGACAGUAUCGGUGUGACAGGAAAUGGGGUGUUUGAAGAUAGCACUGCUACUCUUGGUCCUUGCAUCACCGUUGGUGGUGGGAGUUAUUGGUUGGGCAACUUUCAUCCCUUCAUGGAGGCCUACCAACAGCUCGCUCAAGUGGAGGUUGAGCAUCCAUCAUCCCAAGAUCGCAAGCGAUGCAUUGACGAGGGACAUGAUGCCAUGGCCCAGGAGACGAACUUCAGGCUUGGUAGGCUCGAGGUCACGUCAGGUCUGAACCUCAAGACAACGAGAAUUUCACAUGAUCCUUAUUGGGAUGAGUGUGAUAUGGAUAAGCCUCUUGUCGUAACAGACUGGGCUCUCAUCGGUGCCCGUACUUCACAAGCAAACAUCCUUCGCAAAUUCCCUUCAGAAACCCAACCUCCAACUCAGGAACCAACCAUAGCUACUACAACCGCUAUUGUGCCAGGUGCAGAUGUUCUGUCUAGCGGUCGAACAUCUGGUUAUCAGCGCGGCCAGAUUUGCGAGAUCCCUGCGUAUGUAUCUGGGGUAGAGAACCAGACGCAGAAGGCUACGAGAGAGUGGUUUAUCGAGGAACCAUGGCCGCAAGAGGAUGAGGAUGCCUGGAUACGUGGAGGCAUUGGUGUCAACGGUGACAGUGGCGCUGGAGUUGUUGACGCCAAUACAAAUGGCCUAAUCGGUCAUGUAUGGGGUCGCAAUAACUAUUGGGGGCCUGGACAACGUGUGACCUACUUCACUCCCAUCGCAGACAUUUUCGACGACAUCCAGGAAAAGUGUGGGCAGCAGUCACGCCCUCAACUCCCGCAGCAUCGUGAUGAAGCAAACUGCUUUCCGUUACAUCCAUCAUGUCGUCAAUGCUUCGAUCUACGGGUGUACCUCAAUAGUAGCAGGAGGAGUUCGCGGAUGUCGCUCCAAAGCAUGAUAAUGGGCACAGGUGAUGGCGACCAGGAUCUGACCUCUAUUGAGGCUGUCUCAGAGCUAGCUACGCCAAAGGAUUACCACCGCUACUCGGGCAUCGAAGAGACUCUGGUUUCUCUCAGCGGUAUCGUCUCUCCAGCAGGGCCCAGUGGUUAUCCUGGUACUCCCAUGAUAGCAGAUAUGAAGAGCCCCUAUGCUACCGAGCUUGAUCUUGGUGAUCUGUAUGGGUCAGAAGCAACUGCGCCAACUCAGGCCCGAAAAAGAAGAACGUCUUGUCUAGCUGCCGCACCGGCUCCAGGUAGAUGGAAGAAGCAGAGAACUUGUGAUUGAUCAGCCAGCGAAACCCCCUCGUGCCAUCUUCUUUGCUCGAGCAUCGCGUCUAUUGUGGUUCGCCCGAGACCCCUUAUUGGCUUCCUUGUUCUUCCUAGCACUUUCUGUCUCUUUCUCGCCUGUAGGCCCCGCAACAUUGCCGCCUCUUCCACGACCUCGCCCUCGACCUCGCCCUCGUCCACCACCUCUGCCACCUCUCGAUGAUCCCCCGUCAGGUUCGCUUCCUUCUUCUCCUGAGCCAGCUGGAGACGCUCGCCAAGAUGUGCGUCCUAGCUGCGCUUGUUGUCCACUAAAGGCAUACUUGGCCUCUAAUCGUCGCUUCUGUUGCGGGUUCCUGACUAAGAUGAGGGCCCAUCCCUCUAUGGCUUCAUCUGUCAUUCCAGUUUCUUCCCGCAAUUUGGCUCGCAGGUUACCUCGCCUUGUGCCAGCAUCACGGUCAAACAGCUUUGAGUCCAUCUGGUACGCACGAAACAGUGCCUCUUCGUUGCUGUCGCUCGCAGCGUCGGCCUCCUGGUUGGAGGCGUCAACAGUGCCACCCACAUCGUCAGCAUCAUAAGUAUCAUCGCGUUCGUCAUCAUCAGAAUCGAAUGCCGCGAGGGCAGAGAGAAUGGCCGAUUUGUUAGGCGCGUUUGCUUUGUCUUUGAGCAUCUCGUCGGCGCUCUUGGCUGGUUUCUUUCCAAAUGAAACCUUAGAAACGUCCAUGGCAAGGCGGUCGAAAUCAUCGUCGUCAAAAACGUUGUGUCGCGUGGGAACCUGAGGCGGAGUAGAUCGCGGUGCAAGCUCUGUAUGUCCUGCUUCAGGGUGUGAUGACCUAAUGAUGGAUUAACAGAUAAUCGCGGUUUAAGAACAGGUAUAUUGUUAUAACGUACAAGGACUCACUGCGGUCAGCAUUCGCCAAGUGAGGCGGUAGAGUCUCACUUAGCAAAUUGGCAACAACCUGCUCCACGUCCUCUCCGUAUUCAUCGAGACAGUUGGACACAAAGCCGGAUCCUAAAUCGGGAAACAAAUCCUGAACCUGAGUGAUUUGGCUCAUUUUAUGAACGUGAAAGUCGGCAUUCACUUCUUGCUGUGAUAUCUUGCCUUUCCCUUUAUCCAGU